AUGGAGGCCCUUUUGACGCAUUCCUUCGACUAUCUUUCCUCAUACGAGCCCAACAAAAUUCGCAAGGGUCUUCGUCAGGUCGAAGGACUACUCGCACAAAUAUGUCUUUCGAGGAGCAAGCAAACGGCAGCCGAGAAGAGGAGAUCAAUGAUUCCUCUAGGUCAAGCACCUCCUGCACCGAAAGCAUUGAACGAAUUGGCAGAUGAUCCAGCUUUCCGUGAAUUUUUCAAAUUGCAGGAGGGUUUUCAAUGGAAUGUCGCCAUACGCCUAGUCACCUGCCUCGAACAUUUGCUCGGUCGCGGAAGUAACGGCGCGAACGAUCUUCUGAUCAUCUCAACCCUGGACUUGAUCCAAGGGAUUCUCCUUCUCCACCCUCCGUCCCGAGCACUCUUUGCGCGCGAAAUAUAUAUGAACAUUCUUCUCGACUUGUUAGAUCCGAUCAAUUGUCCUGCCAUUCAGUCUUCAACCCUGUUGACAUUGGUGACCGCACUGUUGGACCAACCUGCAAACACCCGCACAUUCGAGGCUCUAGACGGACUCUUGACCGUUACAUCUUUAUUCAAAAUGCGCGCUACAUCCAGAGAAGUCAAGCUCAAACUGGUCGAGUUCCUCUACUUUUAUCUUAUGCCGGAAAUGCCUACCAUUCCGGCGAUUGCUGCGAGCGCACCGAAUACGGCGGUGCUUGGAUUGCAUCGAAGCCCUAGCAAGUUGUCGGGAGCUUUUGCGAAAAGCUACUCGUCAGCCGGCGACACCAAUCAAUCGAAGCGCGAGACGCGCACGACCGAAGAGAAGCAGAAACUACUCGGUCGCUAUCUCAGUAAUGUCGAAGACUUGGUUGAAGAUUUGAAAGAGACAGCUCCAUUUGGAAGCACGGUCUAUUAA
Molecule: messenger RNA, 882 nt
Organism: Talaromyces amestolkiae
Lineage: Eukaryota; Fungi; Ascomycota; Eurotiomycetes; Eurotiales; Trichocomaceae
Exons: 2
Coding region: 1-882 (293 amino acids)
Source: RefSeq, a predicted model, not a curated record